Molecule: messenger RNA, 1762 nt
Organism: Enhydra lutris kenyoni (northern sea otter)
Lineage: Eukaryota; Metazoa; Chordata; Mammalia; Carnivora; Mustelidae
Product: LIM domain binding 2
Exons: 8
Coding region: 135-1256 (373 amino acids)
Biological process (GO): nervous system development; positive regulation of transcription by RNA polymerase II; negative regulation of transcription by RNA polymerase II
Cellular component (GO): transcription regulator complex; nucleus
Molecular function (GO): LIM domain binding
Source: RefSeq, a predicted model, not a curated record
UGUGUGUGUGUGUGUGUGUGUGUGUGUGUGAGCGUGUGCGUGCGUCUACUUUGUACUGUGAGGAACACAGCCCAUGUGCUCUGCAUGGACGUUACUGAUACUCUGUUUAGCUUGAUUUUCGACAAGCAGGCAAGAUGUCCAGCACACCACAUGACCCCUUCUAUUCUUCUCCUUUCGGCCCAUUUUAUAGGAGACAUACACCAUACAUGGUACAGCCAGAGUACCGAAUCUAUGAGAUGAACAAGAGACUGCAGUCUCGCACAGAGGAUAGCGACAACCUCUGGUGGGACGCGUUUGCCACCGAGUUUUUUGAAGACGACGCCACAUUAACUCUUUCAUUUUGUUUGGAAGAUGGACCAAAGCGAUACACUAUUGGCAGGACUCUUAUCCCUCGUUACUUUAGCACUGUGUUUGAAGGAGGGGUCACCGACCUGUAUUACAUCCUCAAACACUCGAAAGAGUCAUACCACAACUCAUCCAUCACAGUGGACUGCGACCAGUGUGCUAUGGUCACCCAGCAUGGGAAGCCCAUGUUUACCAAGGUGUGUACAGAAGGCAGACUGAUCUUGGAGUUCACCUUUGAUGAUCUCAUGAGAAUAAAAACAUGGCACUUUACCAUUAGACAAUACAGAGAGUUAGUCCCAAGGAGCAUUCUAGCCAUGCAUGCACAAGAUCCUCAGGUCCUGGAUCAGCUGUCCAAAAACAUCACUAGGAUGGGACUAACAAAUUUCACCCUCAACUACCUCAGGUUGUGUGUAAUUCUGGAGCCAAUGCAGGAACUGAUGUCGAGACAUAAAACUUACAACCUCAGUCCACGAGACUGCCUAAAGACCUGCUUGUUUCAGAAGUGGCAGCGGAUGGUGGCACCCCCAGCAGAACCCACAAGGCAGCCGACAACCAAACGGAGAAAAAGGAAAAACUCCACCAGCAGCACUUCCAACAGCAGUGCCGGCAACAACGCCAACAGUACCGGCAGCAAGAAGAAGACACCGGCCGCCAACCUGAGUCUGUCCAGUCAGGUACCUGAUGUGAUGGUGGUAGGAGAGCCAACUCUGAUGGGAGGUGAGUUUGGGGACGAGGACGAAAGGCUAAUCACUAGAUUAGAAAACACGCAAUAUGACGCGGCCAACGGCGUGGACGACGAGGAAGACUUCAACAGCCCCCCCGCCCUGGGGAACAGCAGCCCGUGGAGCAGUAAACCCCCCGCCGCUCAAGAGACCAAACCAGAAAACGCCCCGCCCCAGGCUCCCCAGUGAGACUGACCCGCACCUGCACCCACUGUCAGUAGGCCGUGGGGUACACCCACGCUUGCAGAUCCUUGCUUUCAGGAGAGGAAGGAGGAGAAAUUAAAAAAAAAAAAAAAAAUUAAAAAAAAAAAAACUUUUCCACGCAAAUGCUAUUUCUAAACCACAACGAUCUGGGUUUGAGUUUCUUUUUUUCUUUUGAAUUGAGAGGAUUAUUCCAAUAAACUUCCAUGACCCUUCCCUGGAGGCCUUCGCAGGUAACACAGAUACUGGCGCUGAUAGUAAUGAAAACCAGAGUGAAUGCUCCCGCUUCUCCUGGCUCAGUGUUAAACCACAUGUUUGUUAAUUAUGUUCCCCCCACAAGCCCGCCCCAACACAACGAAGGCCAUAUUGUCAAUAUGCCCUCAGUGCUCAGGGUCUCAUUAUAUGCCGACCCUAACUACAGAUGACUUUUUAAUAUUGUAAAAUAUUUUCUGCUUUUUGACUUGCAUCUGAGAGUUUCUUGUUUCAGUAAAAAA